GUAUAGACUUUCGCCCUUUCCCAUCAACAAUGGAAUCGUUGUACAAUAUUCCCUUUUCUGUGUUAGAAUGUCCACGGUUGAGGUUAAAGAAGCCGACGUGGAUCAAGCAACCCUCUGCGAUGACAAUGUUUGCAAUUGUCUUGCUGUCAUAUUUUCUUGUGACAGGAGGCAUUAUCUAUGAUGUUAUUGUAGAGCCACCUAGUAUUGGUUCCACCACAGAUGAAAGAGGGAAUUCUAAACCUGUAGCCUUUAUGCCUUACAGAGUAAAUGGUCAAUAUAUUAUGGAGGGAUUAGCUUCUAGUUUCCUAUUCACCCUCGGAGGGCUCGGUUUUGUUAUUCUCGACCAGACAAAUUCACCGGUGAUGCCUAAGCUUAAUAGGAUACUGCUAUUCUGUGUAGGAUUUGCGUCCAUUCUUAUCUCAUUCUUUAUGUGCAGAGUUUUUAUGAGAAUGAAAUUACCAGGUUACCUACAGUCAUAGAGAAGUCUCCAAAUAUUAUAGUACCAUCAACUUAUCUUAACAGCUUUAAUAUAAUAAACAUUUUGUAAUAAUUAUGUAAUAAUUUGGAAAAAAAAUUGUAGAAGAAAAAAAAUGUUAUCAUUCAAAUUGAUCAUAAAAUUAUAUGAAGUAAUCAAUUUACGGUAGAACUUUAAAACUAUGAAUGCCUUCUAAACAUUGAGUUAAAACUCAACAUGGUUUAGUUUUGGUUUCAGGUUUUAAAGUUCAGCUGUUAAACCUUUACAAAAAGGGGGUCUGCCAAAUGUACAUGUCUGAAUUGAACAUACAGAGACACACAGAACUUUGUUUAGCUUCCUUGUGUGUCAAAAAUAAUGAUGAGAAUUUUCUUUUUUCAUUAUUCUAUUACUAUAAUAUAUGACUUCCGUGUUUACAUUAUAUAAUAUAAAGUAGAUUAUCAUAUGAAAUUAUGUUCAAAUUGUUUAGAGAUUUAAAAGAAGAAGAAGAAAAUCUACAUGUAAAUUAUUGGAAUUUAACAAUUAACUGGAACAACUUUUGUCAAAUUUUAGUAUAUUUCAAUUUAGCUUUGUUUUUAUCAUUUGUUUUGAUCGGAAAUUUUGUAGUUAGAAUAUUUUGUAUGUUUUCUGGCUGUAUGAGUAGAAUGAUAAUUUAAGAUUUGACUUUUCUCUUUAUAAGAUGAUUGAAUGUGAAUGUUAAAUUGUUUUUACAUGGAGAAUUCUUUAUGUAUAACAGUAUAUAAUGUAGAAAAAAAUAAAGAUAUGUUUUAUAAUAAA
Ruditapes philippinarum (Manila clam) is the source of this 1249-nucleotide messenger RNA. Its product is annotated as oligosaccharyltransferase complex subunit ostc-B-like. NCBI's taxonomy places the organism in Eukaryota, Metazoa, Mollusca, Bivalvia, Venerida, Veneridae. The record is from RefSeq and is a predicted model, not a curated record. The transcript is spliced from 4 exons. Gene Ontology annotation, cellular component: oligosaccharyltransferase complex. Bases 30 to 479 code for a protein of 149 amino acids.